GGUCUUGAAUCAAUGAUAGGUAUGACUAAAAUGCCAACCAAAACUGCUUGCAUACCUGUUUUGGAAGGCACCCAUACACCAAUAUGCAGUUGGAAUUAAAAUCAUAUCUGCUCCUAUGCCUAAAAUAUUGUCAAAUGAAAAUUUGGAAAAAAUUUAACUGCAAUUGUUAGUAUUUCUUGUUCAACAGAGUAUUCUAAAGUUAUCGUUUUGUAUAUUAGUGUAAAAGAAAAACAGAUAGUAUUUUUCUCGAUGAUAAUAUUUCUGGUGUAAGCUAUUUGAUUGCACAUCAUGUCUUCUAUAAGUCAUCCGCAACAUAAGUGUAAUCACGAAGAGAACAGAUUUAAAGUGUGCGCGCCUUGUGGGAGAAAGAUUAAAUUCGGAUCGUCAAAACCUUCAGAAUUUAAUAUAACCGGAAAAUUGGCAUUUGUGGUACAUGUCGUAGGGUUCUCUGUGACCGAGAUAUGGAUAUACCAAAUGCAACGCGGCCUCUUCCAAACAUGCCUAACUAUGAAGAUUCAACAAAAGAAACAAGAACAAGUUCAUGCUCUUGUUAUAUCUGGCUCACUGCUCGGGCAACCAGCCAUCCAAAAGUUGUACAAGGGAGAGCACAUACCUUAAAUGUAUUGAGUGAAAAAAACUCGCUAAAGCCUUCCGAAGCACAGAAAUGUCGGAAACAUUAAAAAUUCACGUGCUUCUAAAUCAUUUGGAACAUAGUCUGCAUUUUUUAGGCAACGACGGCUUCGGAAUGUGGUCGGAGCAAGCUGGAGAAUCCAUUCAUGGCGUAUUUUUAAGAUUUUGGCUCAAUUAUAAAGUUAAUUCGAUUGACGACCCUAAAUAUAUAAUCAAUUAAAAAAAAAAACUGUCGUUGAAUUUUCAUCAAACCACAUAUGAAUUUAU
Rhagoletis zephyria (snowberry fruit fly) is the source of this 897-nucleotide messenger RNA. RefSeq lists its product as uncharacterized. The record is from RefSeq and is a predicted model, not a curated record. Lineage: Eukaryota; Metazoa; Arthropoda; Insecta; Diptera; Tephritidae.